Calypte anna (Anna's hummingbird) is the source of this 2165-nucleotide messenger RNA. RefSeq names its product prenylcysteine oxidase 1 (gene PCYOX1). Gene Ontology annotation, molecular function: prenylcysteine oxidase activity. Gene Ontology annotation, biological process: prenylcysteine catabolic process; prenylated protein catabolic process. The coding region runs from base 332 to 1828 and encodes 498 amino acids. The record is from RefSeq and is a predicted model, not a curated record. The transcript has 6 exons. NCBI's taxonomy places the organism in Eukaryota, Metazoa, Chordata, Aves, Apodiformes, Trochilidae.
CUGGCACCCAGCGCCGGGAGCCGGAGCGCUUCGGUGCAGCGGUGUGCGGGCUCGGUGCGCUCUUAUCAGGAAGAUAACAACAAAGCGUUUAAGAAAGAAAAGGGAGAGAUAAGAGAACAAACAAUCAAACAACAAAACAAAACAAUAAGAAACAUGCGCCGCCCGGGAAUCGAACCCGGGUCGCAAGAAUGGGAAUCUUGCAUGAUACCACUACACCAGCGGCGCGGGUGAUCACGCGUCUCCCGCCCGCCCUCAUCACCUCAGAGUCCGCCCGCCCUCGCCGCCCCGCCGCGAACCACCUGACGGGACAGUCCCUCCCGCCCGCACCGCCAUGCCGGCCCUCCGCCUCACCCUGCUCCUGGCCGCGCUCUGCCCCAGCCUCCCGGCCCGCCAGGCGCAGCGCCGAGAGCCCGGCAGAAUCGCCGUGGUGGGCGGUGGGAUCGGGGGAGCAGCAGCCGCCUACUUCUUGCGUCAGAAGUUCGGGAGGAGCGUGCGGCUGGAGGUGCUGGAGAAGGGGGUGGUGGGGGGCCGCUUGGCCACCCUGGAGGUGGAGGGGGCCGCCUAUGAGGCUGGGGGAUCCGUCAUCCACCCCCUCAACCUGCACAUGAAACACUUCGUCAAGGAGCUGGGCCUCUCAGUUGCCCCAGCACAGGGCAGCCUCAUGGGCAUUUAUAAUGGGGAGGAGUUUGUCUUUGAGGAGAGCAGCUGGUACCUUGUCAACCUUCUCAAGCUCCUCUGGCACUAUGGGCUCAACCCCCUACGGAUGUACAUGUGGGUAGAAGAAAUCCUGGACAAGUUCAUGAGGAUCUAUCGCUACCAGACACACGACUACGCCUUCAGCAGCAACGAGCGCCUGCUGCACGCCCUGGGAGGCAACGACUUCACCCGCAUGCUGAACCAAACCAUCGAUGAGGCCAUGCAGAAAGCUGGCUUCUCCCACAAGUUCAUCAACGAGAUGGUUUGUCCAGCCAUGAGAGUCAACUAUGGGCAAGGUGUCACCAUCAAUGGUUUUGUGGGUGCUGUUUCCCUGGCCGGGGUGGAAUCAGGCCUUUGGUCAGUUAAAGGGGGGAACAAACUGGUCUGCACUGGCCUUCUCUAUGCCUCCAAAGCUGAAGUGAUCCCUGGGACAGUUGUGUCCAUAGAGCCCAAAAUCAGACCCAGGCCCACAGGGGACCCAGUGAAGCUCUACCAGGUGAUGUACAACACCACCUCAGGACUCACGGGGGACACCUACGACAUCGUGGUGAUCGCCGCUCCGCUGGGCCACAAGAUGGCCGACAUCACCUUCAAGAACUUCAACCCUCCUGUCCCCGAGUUCCCCAACCCUUACCACCAGACUGUCACCACCCUGGUGCACGGACGGUUGAACGCCUCCUUCUUUGGCUACCGAGAUCCAUCUGCUUUCCACCUGGGUGCCAUUUUCACAACAGAGAACCCCAAACUCUUCAUCCGCAGCCUGGGGGUGGUGUCUCCCGUGGAGGGCGCCGGCACCGAGCGGAACCCGUCCUCCCAGUUGGCCGUCUGGAAGGUUUUUUCCCAAGAGGAGCUCAGCAAAGAGCAGCUCCGCUCACUCUUCUCCUCUUACGACUCCAUCCAAGUCAAGAAGUGGUUGGCUUACCCCCAGUACAGCCCCCCAGAAAGAUUGCCCCCCAUUAUUCUCCACGAUGACAUCUACUACCUGAACGGGGUGGAGCGAGCGGCCAGCGCCAUGGAGAUGAGCGCCAUCGCCGCCAAGAACGCCGCCCUCCUCGCCUACCACCGCUGGUAUGGCAACACCCACCUCAUCGACCAGGAGGAUCUGCAUGAGAAGCUGAAAACAGAGCUCUGAGCCCCUCAUCACCCCCCCCAAAUUAAAGCUCAUCAACCAUGAACUCCUCGUUGGAGCCCCUCGGAGGGCACCCGGUCAACUUGACCAGAACAAGAUGGCGGAGGAGGCUUCCUGAAGGAAGCUCCUCUGGCUUUUCCUCAGACUCCUGCAUCUGUACGAGGGAAAAGAACACUGAAAAUGCAAAUACUGAUCCCAAAAGUGCCCUCUGCCAAACUCAGGAUCUGCAUCACUGUAAUUAACCCCUUCCCCCUGCCACACACCCUCCCGCCCCCCAUUAUUUUCCCCUCUUGGACAGGAAAAUAUAUUUGACUGCAAAAAAUUAAAUUUUUUCUGAAGA